Molecule: messenger RNA, 320 nt
Organism: Setaria italica (foxtail millet)
Lineage: Eukaryota; Viridiplantae; Streptophyta; Magnoliopsida; Poales; Poaceae
Product: probable acyl-activating enzyme 18, peroxisomal
Exons: 3
Coding region: 20-247 (75 amino acids)
Source: RefSeq, a predicted model, not a curated record
UGCAAAUGCACUAGAUACCAUGUUCCAGAAAGGGGAUCGGAUGGCAAUAGACAUGCCUAUGACAUGCAAUGCAGUCAUCAUAUAUUUGGCAAUCGUCCUUGGUGGCUUUGUUGUCGUAUCAAUAGCAGAUAGUUUUGCACCACAGGAGAUUGGUAUUCGCAUGGGUGUUUCAAAAGCAAAGGCAAUUUUUACUCAGGAUUUCAUUAUUAGGGGAGGCAAGAAAGUUCCACUUUACAGGUUAGACUGAUCACGGAUGAAUAUUGGAGAGAAUCUUUGGCAUGCAAAGCGAUUUUUGCAUACUUGCUUGCGUAGGUCAGUUG